Molecule: messenger RNA, 3855 nt
Organism: Necator americanus (New World hookworm)
Lineage: Eukaryota; Metazoa; Nematoda; Chromadorea; Rhabditida; Ancylostomatidae
Exons: 29
Coding region: 1-3855 (1284 amino acids)
Biological process (GO): protein deubiquitination
Molecular function (GO): cysteine-type deubiquitinase activity
Source: RefSeq, a predicted model, not a curated record
AUGUAUUCGGAUUCUGAUUCUGAAUAUGAGUUGGACGAUUCGGUGACUAUAGGUGAUAUUUUUGAUGACAUCGGUCAUGUUCCACCGAACUCGAACAACUGCUCGGAAGACGAAGGGAUCAGAGACGUUCAAAGCGAUGACGACCUUGAAAUGGCCUCUUGUAGUAGCGACAUUGAUGAACCAAUAGUACUGGUAUCAGUUGACUCGCUGAAGUUUGGCUUUUACGAAACCGAGAGCACUGGUGUUCUACGUGUUACUCAUCGUAACAUCCACAUCCACGAGAUAAUCCUUGAGCCAAACGCUAUCGAAAUCCGAUUCUCCAGCAGGUGCGAUAGGGAGGAGACGGACUCUGCUCAAGUGAAAGGGGUCUGGCUCAUGGGGUGGAGCUCAAGUGAUGAGGAUCCCUUCACCAACCGUCCAGAUGUGAAGGGGUUUCUUCUCCAAAGCGAUCCUGAUGACAGACUUCUGAAGAGAUACGGUGAGGUUCAAGGCACUACAUUUGCAUGGCGUGUUCAACUUGCAGGUUUAAUAGAAACGGAUUCGUUACAGAUCUGCUCGGAAGGACGCGAAUUUGUUAUGCGUAAACAAGAAGGUGGUCAAUGGGGCAGGCUGAGCAGCUCAGCCACAGCAAUUCGCUCAGGCAGCUACACCACUCCUCGUAACUAUGGUCCAAGCUUAAGUUCGUAUCGUUAUUCCGCUUCGUCUUAUACACCAUCGACAAGACCUCCUGCUCCUCCCACUUCCGGUGCAGCCACAACACCUGAGCCCACUUCUGGUAGUAUGACCUUAACACGGUCUGGCACCAUCGCUUCAACCGGCAGCGCACUGACUCGUUCUUCCUCGGUGUCUCCUGGGUAUCAGAGGUCCUUGUAUACUACGCCAGCAGCAGCCCGUAGUCCUGCCUUCUCACCUUCUACGUUUGCGACAGGGCCAGGAGCGCAAAGUUAUGCUGCGGCAGCAACUGGUGCGCGGUCUUAUGCCCCUUCGAUGGGUCACAGUCCUUCCAGCUAUACUUUGUCAGCUGCAGCAUCUGGUCCUCAAGCAGCAGCAGUUGGUGGGACAGCUCCUCAAGCCGCCGCUACAAAUACCUCACCGCCUACAACUGUGCGUAGCCGUUCUUCAUCAGCUAUCGCUAGUUAUCGUAGUGUUAACGUUGCUCAGUUGAAUCAGCAAGCUCGUGAGCGAGCUGAACGUGACGAGAAGGCGCGUGAGUACAAAGAAUGGGAAGAACGUGAACGUAUUCGCAGUGAGAUGGAAGAACAACCUAUCGCCGACUUCAGGAAGAGAUUCACUGGUCGCUCAAGUACCGGACCUGUAUCUUCGCCAGGCUACGCUCAGUUUUCAAAGGCUGUAACUUCACGAACUGAGCUCGGAGCACUAUCACGAUCAGACUAUGCGGGAAACAGCGCAGGAGCGGUGCCACCUGUUCCAGCUGAUCCGUCUCGAUACACAUCAUCAUACAAGCCAACUGCUACGGUCCAACCUUUCGAGGAUCGUGGAGUAGCUUCAGUGCAGUCUGGUUUCACCGGUUUGCGUAACAUCGGUAACACAUGCUUCAUGAAUGCAACAUUACAAAUGCUUGUUAACAACAUCGAGCUUAAAACUUACUUCCUGGAUCGACAUUACAAACUGGACGUGAAUCCAAACAAUCCACUCGGGUUUAGAGGUCGGCUUGCGGAUGCGUUCGCCGACUUUAUGCGGCUUAUGUGGAAUUGUCAAAAUCGAGCCAUCGAACCAGCUAAAAUAAAGGAGCUAGUUGCUGAGAAAGCAUCACAGUUCGCCAAUUUUGCUCAACAUGACGCUCAUGAAUUCCUGUCGUUCUUGUUGGACGGACUUCAUGAGGACCUGAAUAGAGUAAAAUCAAAACCGCUAACUACAACAGUUGAGGGGGAUGGCAGAUCAGAUGUUGAUGUCUCAAAUGAAGCAUGGUUCAACCAUACACUCAGGAAUGACUCAAUAUUCGUGGAUUUGUUCCAUGGUCAGCUGAAAUCACGCCUUCAAUGUCCAAAAUGUGAUCGAGUAUCCAUAACGUUCGAUCCGUUUGUUUAUCUUCCCGUGCCAUUCCCGAAAGUGAAGAAAUCCACUACGCUGUAUUUCUGGCCUAUUGAUCCACUGCUAAAACCGUUGGAGAUAACCGUCCAAUAUUCUUCCGAAGGUACGAUUCAAGACCUUCUUGGUGCACUUUCAGAAGUCGUACGAGUUCCUUCCAAAGCACUUCGUCUCGUCGAGGUAUUCAGCCAUCGCAUACAGAAGAUUUUUUCACCAUCUGACAAGACAAGUGACAUCUGUAGCGGUGACGUGUUGUAUGCUUUUCAAGUGCACGAUGCAGCCGACUGUAACGAACCGGUGAUCGAAUUGCUGGUUGUACAACGUCAACUUUAUUCGUCCACCCUCCGUUAUGCUUGUAACGAAUGCGGCAAAAGCACUGGAAGACUAAAGGCCUGCGAAGCAUGCUACAAUGCGUACUACUGUAACAAAGAGUGUCAGCUUGCGAACUGGAACACAGGCGGCCAUCGAGAUGAAUGUCGCAGGAGAACAACAGCUGACCAUGUUGGGCAGCCCUUUAUGGUUUCACUACCACGUAGCCAGCUUACAUAUCAACAUCUGAUUCGUGUACUUGAAGCUCGAUGCAGGUUCUCUGUUGAUAUCUUCCAACCACCGCAACUCUCUGCGUCUAGCGAAGAGAAUGAUAUCUCCAUUCGUGAGGGUAGCGAUGGCAGCAAUCAAGAGGAAAAGAAAGUUGGAGCACCUCCGGUGCUUCAUCGGGCCAGUGCAUCGCACUCACCAUCCCCUUCAACCGCUGGUUCAACACCCCGAAGACAAACCGUAAUGCCAGAGCAGCGCAAAAAACCAGAGUUUAAGAUGUUUCUCGUGCGAAAACUUGCUGAUCAGGCACAUGUGCUCGGUGACACUAUAGUGGAUGACAAAACAGGAGAACCGCUUGAGCUUGAGUCUGGGACUUAUCUUUCAAUAAAUUGGUAUAAUCUUCGCAAUGGUAGACCUUUCAUGAGUGUUGAGAACAGGAGAGCUUUGCAAAUUGAUACCGAGCGAUCUGAACAGUUAGCGAAGCAGUUGCGGAAGUUCACUUCAGGAUCGUCCUCUGGUGAUCCGACGCUUCAUGACAUGCUGGGCAUGUUCUCGGAGACAGAGCGGCUUAAACCGGAAGAAUCGUGGUAUUGUAAUAAAUGUCGUGAUCAUGUGGAAGCAACUAAGAAGUUGGAAUUGUUCCGUUUGCCGCCAGUCUUGAUUGUUCAGCUGAAAAGAUUUGUAUACACAGCGACAUACCAAACAAUGCAUCGCCGAAGUAAGGAUGAGCGUCGCGUUAUCUAUCCUAUCGCUAACUUCGACAUGUCUCCUUUCUUAGCUGAGACAGCACCUUCUGGGCAGAAUACUGUGAGUGAAUUCGUAAGUCGAACGGUGGAAUACAUGCUGCACGUCAUGCCUGUCUUUAUGUGUCUCAUUUGUGACUCUUGUUAUUUGUGUUUCCUAUUUCCGGUGUAUGACCUUACUGGUGUUGUCUGCCACUCGGGAAGCAGCUACUUCGGCCACUACGUUAGCAUUGGACGUCUCGCAGGUUUUGACUCUACAGAAACUGUAGUUGAUUGGCGACUAUUCGAUGAUUCUAUUGUCUCUAAACAAUCCGUGAAUAAUGUACAAUCAGAUGACGCCUACCUGCUUUUUUAUAAGCAGCGUGGUGUACCUACUAAAUCCAUAUUCAGGAAGCAUUAUUCGUGCGAUCCUACUGAGAAGAUUGAAACGGAUUCGAACGCUCUGACUACGUCAGUGACAGCGCUUUCCAUGAACAAAAUCAAUGGGAAUCCCGAACCAGUGAUGAAUGGCGAAAUGAGCGAAUGA